This is a messenger RNA of Condylura cristata (star-nosed mole), 1400 nucleotides long. It is a transcript of the gene LTAP1, whose product is annotated as chromosome unknown open reading frame, human C1orf43. The transcript is spliced from 7 exons. The record is from RefSeq and is a predicted model, not a curated record. The coding region runs from base 381 to 1142 and encodes 253 amino acids. Lineage: Eukaryota; Metazoa; Chordata; Mammalia; Eulipotyphla; Talpidae. Gene Ontology annotation, biological process: phagocytosis.
GUGCGCGCGCCGCCGCGCCACGAGACACCUCAUUCCAGCUCCGCAGGUCCGCCCGCCUCCUCCACAGCGGCCCCGCCUCCACCACGUGACAUACGACGGCCUCCGCUUCCUCUCACUGGCGUAGUUCCGUGUCUCUGCACUCUACGCUAUAGCCACCCAGAGUCACGUGCUGGGGGUAGCGGGAAGGCGUCGUUCUUCUUUCCAGGGCCCACCCCCCCCAGUCCGCCAUGUUUUCAGACCGGGUCUACCUUGCUCUUUCCCCGUAAGGAAAUGGCCGGGGAGCUUCAGGGAAACCAGGCGCCGUUGCCUCCGCGGAGCCCGGGCUGACGGGAUAGGGCAGCGGGGCAAACCGGAGCAGUUCUGCGCGGGGUGGGGAGGCCAUGGCGUCCAACAGUAACUGGCUGUCCGGGGUGAAUGUCGUGCUGGUGAUGGCCUACGGGAGCCUGGUGUUUGUACUGCUAUUUAUUUUUGUGAAGAGGCAAAUCAUGCGCUUUGCAAUGAAAUCUCGAAGGGGACCUCAUGUCCCUGUGGGACACAAUGCCCCCAAGGACUUGAAAGAGGAGAUUGAUAUCCGACUAUCCAGAGUUCAAGAUAUCAAGUAUGAACCUCAGCUUCUUGCAGAUGAUGAUACAAGACUAAUUCAACUGGAAACCCAAGGAAAUCAGACUUGCUACAACUAUCUAUACAGGAUGAAAGCUCUGGAUGCCAUCCGUGCUUCUGAGAUCCCAUUUCAUACUGAAGGCCGGCAUUCCCGUUCCUUAAUGGGCAAGAAUUUCCGCUCCUACUUGCUAGAUCUUCGAAACACUAGUACUCCUUUUAAGGGUGUGCGCAAGGCCCUCAUUGAUACCCUGCUGGAUGGCUAUGAGACAGCCCGCUAUGGGACUGGGGUUUUUGGCCAGAAUGAGUACCUGCGCUAUCAGGAGGCCCUAAGUGAGCUGGCCACAGUGAUAAAAGCACGAAGUGGGAGCUCUCAGCGACAACACCAGUCAGCAGCCAAAGACCUAACCCAGUCUCCUGAAGUUUCCCCAACAACCAUCCAGGUGACAUACCUCCCCUCCAGUCAGAAGAGUAAACGUGCCAAGCACUUCCUCGAAUUGAAGAGCUUUAAGGACAACUAUAACACAUUGGAGAGCACUCUGUGAUAGAGCUGAGGACUCUUGCUGUUGAUGGAGACAGCAUUGUGCUUGCUGGGCAGUCCCUGGUCACCUGGCCCAGACACCUAGACUGGACCAACAUGAAGCUCUAGCUGAAGCUCCCGUGGUGUCUAGAGCUCUUAGAGCUCGUGCCUAGGAAAUUGUUCUCCAACCCCUUCUUAUGGCCAGCCUCAAAACCUCGGUUAUGACUAUUUCCCUCUGGUAGCCCUUUUUCUAGAAUUAAAUUCAGGUGUUUUCUUAUUGUUC